GAGGUUGCAAGCGGUGUCCGGCUAUGGGCUCAUCUGCUGAUUCCUCGCUCUGGGGCACGUUUCUUCUGAUGAGUCCGUUGACACCGGUAAGUGAGACGUUUCGCCGAGUUGUGCGGGAGGUACAAGAAGAUCAUCAAGUACUAGACUGCGGCUUCGGCACUUUACACGAUGACUAUCACCGCAGCGACCGCGGCUGUCACCCCAAUUGUGUUCAAUGCGUGACUGGCAACCAAAAUACGAACCUUAUUCGGAGGCCUCCAUGAUGAUGGUGCGUGUCAUCCGCCUUGGACGCCAAAUGAGUAGCGAGCGCUGCCGAGUUCAUCGGACGACGCAUCACUGGGGCCCUAAUGCGUAGGAAGUACCCCACAUAGUCACGAAGUCCGGCUGCUCAAUCGCUCGCAGACGUGAGUGGCAAAUCAGCACUGUGUAUACACUCACAUUGAACUGUCGUUGUAUCGGUGGCCAAAGCCUCGAGUGUGUGGUAAGUCAUGUCAUAGGGCUCGAGUCAAGCAUCUCAAGGGCCUCACGAACUUGCGCGAGACUUCGAAAGAAGCGAGGCAUAGCUAUACUUACAUGCAUAUUCGGA
Molecule: messenger RNA, 586 nt
Organism: Fomitopsis serialis
Lineage: Eukaryota; Fungi; Basidiomycota; Agaricomycetes; Polyporales; Fomitopsidaceae
Exons: 2
Coding region: 24-263 (79 amino acids)
Source: RefSeq, a predicted model, not a curated record